GUUUGCAAGAAUAUGGAAACUUUUAUUGACACAUCUAUAAAGCCUGGUUGGGUACCUUUCCACAGACUCUUGGAUGAGGGUUGCCAGAAAUCUUGUGAAUGCUGUAUUGAAGAUACAUGAAAGCCCAAUUAUGAAUGAGAGUCUAUGUCUACCUCCACCCCAGUGAUCUCGAUCCUUGUGGUGAUCUGCUGAUUCGUACUGGUUGCAGUAGGAAUCAUCCUCUAUUUUCAUAUCUAUAACUGAGUUAUUGAAAAGCGUGAGAAGAGAAAGGAACAGGAGCUAGAUAAAAUAUAUGAUGAGUUACACCAAAAUGACUGAAUUGUUUAUGGCUUUGAGUAUUCACCCUUUCCACCAGUGAAGAAGGUCAUCUUGAACCGAGCCUGUGAUGAGUCUGUGAUAGCUCAAGGAGAUUUGUGCAGGAAGGAAAAAUCUAUUUCUCCAUCUCAAAAUCAAGAAAUUCGAUUUCAUGAUUACACUCACAGAAGUUCUUUAAAUAGAAACUCAGUUUCAGGCCUUCUUCAAGACUCCUCUUCUCAAUAUACCUCCACAAACGAAAAUCUCUACAACACCAACCCAUACCAAUCAACCUUGGCUCAUUUACAAGCAGACCAGAACCCCUUCUCCAGAAGGAUCAGAGCAAAGGAUGAAGAAGAGGACAAACGGCCUCAAGACACUUGCAUCAGAGAAGAAGAUAUUGAGUUAUCAGUUAGCUCUUGUGGAGGUCCUGACUGAAACCAUCUACAGAAUCCUUCCCUUUUCAACGCCAAGAAUACAGUGAUUUUCACUGGGUCCAAAUCUGAGAGCUCUGUUUAAGCCGAAAGUAGCUGGGUUCUACCAAUUAAGUAAGCAUUUUACGU
Moneuplotes crassus is the source of this 857-nucleotide messenger RNA. Lineage: Eukaryota; Ciliophora; Spirotrichea; Euplotida; Euplotidae. The record is from the annotation of a GenBank genome assembly.